AUGCACACAAUCUACUCGCGCGUCAACAAUGUCUCUGCGUUCCUCUCCUCGUGUCUCAUGGGUCUCGUGCUUGCCGUGGCUAUCACUUCUGCGCUCUAUCAGACAUGCCAGACUCCGCCCGUAGGCGAACUAGCUGUAAAUAGCGUCAAAGUGCUGCCAGGAAAGGGGAGGUACAUGCGAAAGUAUGGAAGCCGGCAGCAAGAGUUCGCGUUCGUAAACUUCAACCUCACCGCAGAUCUGUCAUCCCUGUUCCACUGGAAUACGAAACAGCUCUUCCUUUACGUGAGCGCAGAAUACACCGAUCAGCAGGGAACCGCCAACGAAGUGGUCGUUUGGGACCGCAUCGUGCGCCGCAAGGAGGACGCGAACAUCUCUUCGACGUUCAUGAACAAAUAUCAUCUCAAAGACAUGAGCACGACGUUCCGAAACGUCCCCCCGGCGCAUUACACGCUCAAGUACAACCUGAUGCCGUACGUCGGCCUGCUCGCGUGGGGCGAAGCAGCGCGGACAUCGCAGCCCAUUCCGUUUCCAGAGCCGCACCAGCUAGCCUGA
Molecule: messenger RNA, 552 nt
Organism: Fomitopsis serialis
Lineage: Eukaryota; Fungi; Basidiomycota; Agaricomycetes; Polyporales; Fomitopsidaceae
Product: signal peptidase subunit
Exons: 5
Coding region: 1-552 (183 amino acids)
Biological process (GO): protein targeting to ER
Cellular component (GO): membrane; signal peptidase complex
Source: RefSeq, a predicted model, not a curated record